AUGACAGGAGUGAACGCCGUCAGUAAGACCGCCUUCCACAUUGAUGUGGGCUACGAGUGCUUCCUGGGCCCCGAGAUCUUCUUCCACCCCGAGUUUGCUAACCCAGACUUCAUGCAGCCGAUCUCUGAUGUCAUCGAUGAGGUCAUCCAGAACUGUCCAAUCGAUGUGAGGAGGCCACUCUAUAAGAACAUCGUGCUCUCAGGAGGAUCCACCAUGUUCAAAGACUUCGAGAGGCUGCAGAGAGACCUGAAGACAGUCGUAAACGCUCGACUGAAACUCAGUGAAGAACUGAGUGGAGGACGGAUAAAGCCGGAGCCGAUGGAGGUCCAUGUCGUCACACAUCCCAUGCAGCGCUACGCUGUGUGGUUUGGAGAUUCCAUGUUGGCGUCCACGCCCGAGUUCCUCCAGGUGUGUCACUCUAAGAAGGACUACGAUGAGAUCGGCCCGAGCAUCUGUCGGCUCAACCCCGUGUUCGGCGUCAUGUCCUGA
Labrus mixtus (cuckoo wrasse) is the source of this 489-nucleotide messenger RNA. Its product is annotated as actin-related protein 3-like. The coding region runs from base 1 to 489 and encodes 162 amino acids. Gene Ontology annotation, molecular function: actin filament binding. Gene Ontology annotation, cellular component: actin cortical patch. Lineage: Eukaryota; Metazoa; Chordata; Actinopteri; Labriformes; Labridae. The record is from RefSeq and is a predicted model, not a curated record. The transcript is spliced from 6 exons.